AUGUUGAAGCCAUGCUAGAAGCUCCUUUCCAGAAGGGCAAAGAAUCUUCUGAACAUAAUGGAAAAAAUGAAAAAGAUCAUAAAUUAGAGUUAAAAAACGAUGAAAGACGUCGUCACAGAAGUUCUUCACGUACUUCAAGUCAUCGUCAUAGAUCACAUUCUAGAUCUCGUCGCUCACAUAGAUCAAGAUCAAGAGAUAAACAUAGACGACGAAGAAGUAGAUCUAAAUCUCGUGAAAAAAGAAAAAGAAGCCGAACAAAAUCUAGAGAUAGGGAAACUAGAAGAAGUCGUUCACGUAGAAGAAGUCGUAGUGGUAGUAGAUAUAGUGACCGAGAUCGUAGAAGAAGAUCACCUACACCUCCUUUAGAUGAAGAAGAACGUGAUAAACGCACAGUAUUUGUUAUGCAAUUAGCAGCACGACUUAGAACUAGAGAACUUGCAGAUUUUUUUGCAGAGGCCGGAAAAGUUCGAGAUGCUAAAAUAAUCGCUGAUAGAAUAUCUAGGAGAUCAAAAGGUGUUGGGUAUGUUGAAUUUUAUGAUGAAGAAUCUGUCCCAAAAGCUUUAGCUAUGACAAAUAAAAGACUUUUAGGCAUCCCAGUAAUAGUACAGCUUACAGAAGCAGAAAAAAAUCGACAAGCAAGAUUAGCAGAGCAAGCUGCUUCACAUGCAACUGAUAUUGCAUAUCAUAGAUUAUAUGUAGGGUCAGUUCAUUUUAAUCUGACUGAAGAUGAUUUAAGACAAGUUUUUGAACCAUUUGGUCCAUUAGAAUUUGUUAAUCUUCAUAAAGAUCCCGAGACUGGUCGAUCUAGAGGCUUUGCUUUUAUUCAGUACAAGAAUGCUGAAGAUGCUAGACAAGCUUUAGAGAAAAUGAACGGCUUUGAAUUGGCUGGAAGGACUAUCAAAGUAGGUCUUGUCACUGACAAAAGCAAUGGAAUGAAUCUAAAUCUUGAUGAUGGUGCACUAAACCCACAAUCUCGAGUAGAAUUAAUGCAAAAAUUAGCUCGUGAUACAGAUUUAAUUGCACCUGCAUCUGCUCCUACACAAUCAGAACCAGAAACUGAAUCAAAUUGGGCAGAAGAAUUGGAAGAGGAUGUGAAAAGCGAAUGCUUAAAAUAUGGAAAUGUUGUUCAUAUUGGAAUUGAUAAAGAAUCAGAUGGAGAUGUUUACAUGAAAUUUGAUACUGUUGAAUCUGCUCAAAAAGCAUUAAAUGGUUUAAAUGGUCGAUGGUUUGCUACAACAACUGAAACUGAAAAAGGAGAAUUUGUACUUGAAAAAGGAACACAAAUGGUUUUUCCUUUCCAGAACACUUCAAAUAUUCUUGCUCAGGGUGCUGCUGGAAGAUUUGAGUGCAGAAAAAGGAAAGAUGAUGAUGAAGCUAGGUUACAAGAAUACUUUAUCAGUCAAUGUCAAGCACUUAGAGAACUAGAGUCCAUACAUUUUGAUGUUUAUGAUACAAGUGAGACACCAUUAUUGGCAACAAGAAAACCAGUUUUUGUUAUUGUUCAUGAAGAUUGUGCUCUUGAUGCCUUGAAUGUUAUUGUUGUUGGAGAGAUCAGGAAGCGUAAAGGAGCCAAUUUCAGUAAAGCAGAUAUUGGCCACUGUAUUUCUUUUGGUGAAAAGGCUCUCCAGUUGCAGCCACAAAGAACAUUCAUAUAUGCCUUAUUGACUGAUUGUAAUCUCCUUGUUAUUUUCAAAAUCACCCGGUAUAAUCAAAAUUUCCAAUAUUCAUAUACUCCACUAAUGGAUCUGAAAUAUGAUUCUGAUUAUCCACCAAUAGGUUGGAAGUGCUUAGUCAAUCUAAUGGAACAGUCAGUAAUGACAUUAGGAUGGGUAGAAUCAGAGCUUGUUAUCAGGGAAAGUCAUAUACAACUAAAAAAAAUUAUUGGUGUUGGUCGAACCAGUGUGGUUUAUUCAGCAAAAAACAGUGGAAACCAAGAGGUGGCUGUAAAACUCAUAAAAAAUAAUAUCUAUGAAAAUUGUUUUUCAAAUGAGAUUGAAAUCCUCACCAAAUUUUCACAACUGAAGUCCCCCCAUCUUCCACAGCUUUUACUUGCUGAUAGAAAUAUUAUUGUUAUGAAACCUGUUUGUGAGAAAAUCACUAAUUUAGAGAAAAAAGAUAUAAAAGCAAUAAUUGAUACAUUACAAAUUGUUCACCAACAGAUAGGAAUUAUCCAUCGGGAUUUGCGAAAAUAUAAUCUGCUUCGUGAUGAUUCUGGUAACAUAAUUAUAAGUGAUUGGGGCUUCUCUGUGAAGAAUGGAGAAAAGGCAAGAUUUGCAGGUGCAUUGGAAUGUGCUGGAGAUGACUUACUUAGUAAUAUUAUGAAUGGUCAGCAUCUUAUUCACUAUAAAUUUCACAUGGACUUGUUAUGCUUUGUCAGAACCAUCUUUCUUAUGAUUCAUCAACCUAGGAUUGAUAGACUUCCAUUCUCUGUAAACAAAGAUAUUGAAGAUGAAGCACAUAAAAUGCAUAUAUUCUGGUCGCAAAAUGGUAUUUCAGAUUUUUGGGAAAAUAUAAAGGAAUGUGCAAUGAAUUUGAAGUAUAAAGAUCUUCAAUUUGAAUUAGAAAGACUAUUUUAA
Messenger RNA from Entrophospora candida, 2576 nucleotides. Lineage: Eukaryota; Fungi; Glomeromycota; Glomeromycetes; Entrophosporales; Entrophosporaceae. The record is from the annotation of a GenBank genome assembly.